Molecule: messenger RNA, 252 nt
Organism: Closterium sp. NIES-65
Lineage: Eukaryota; Viridiplantae; Streptophyta; Zygnematophyceae; Desmidiales; Closteriaceae
Source: the annotation of a GenBank genome assembly
AUGGCGGAUGAGGUGUCGCUCGCUGAGCAGGAGGCUCGGUUGAAGAAGAAGUACGGCGGGGCUCUGCCUAAGAAAAAAGGGCUGCUUUCCAAGGGCCACGAGAGGGCCUUUUUCGACUCCGCCGAGUGGGCCAUCCAAAAGCAAAAGGGCGCCAAGCCGGCAGCACCGGCAGAGGAGGGUCUGCAGCCGAAGCUAGAGCCUACCCCACAUCAACCUGCCACGGGUCGUCGCUCCGGACUGGCUGAAAAUUGA